UCAUAUGACAGGGUCUGAAUACCGACACACACCGGACAUGAGCGAGUAGGAGUGAAGGGGAGAAAACAAGUGAACCGACCCUGAGAGAGCGUGAAAAGGCACUAGGGCACUUCUAUCUGACUGUGAAACGGCGAAGAAGGGAACUCGCUUAAAGAAAAAGCGGAAAGAAAAAGCGGACAAGAGUUUCAUCAACUAACUUUUGCGAGUAUAGGCCUAAUCACCUGAGCGGAGUUUUAAAAACUAUUUCCAAGCCUCUCUCGUUAUUUCUUUCCCAUCUUUUUAGCGCACGACCCCGGGACUGCAGAAUACUCAGAGCGACUUGAGUUGUGAGAGUGACCAUGGUCGGGGAGAUGAGUGAGCAUGUCCGGGAAAGACCAAGGCCCAGCCCGGACUACCUGAUGCAGUUGAUGACGGACCGGAAGGUGAUGAGCUCUCUGCCCAACUUCACUGGUAUCUUCACACACCUGGAGCGGCUCCUAGAAGAAGAGAUAGGUAGAGUGCGCAAGGACAUGUAUAACGACUCGAUGAAUGGAGGUGUGGCCGCCGAGGGGCGGAACUCUGAGGAGCUGCCUAAUGGGAUUGGUCCAGUGGCUCAGCUGCAGGAGAAGCUCUACGUGCCCGUCAAAGAGUACCCCGACUUUAACUUUGUAGGUAGGAUCCUGGGUCCGAGGGGUCUGACAGCCAAACAGCUGGAGGCAGAGACAGGCUGUAAGAUCAUGGUACGAGGGAAAGGAUCCAUGAGAGACAAAAAGAAGGAGGAGCUGAACAGAGGGAAACCUAACUGGGAACACCUGAGUGAGGAACUCCAUGUACUCAUCACAGUGGAAGACACACACAACAGAGCUCAGAUCAAACUACAAAGAGCCACCGUAGAGGUCAAGAAACUACUCGUACCAGCCGCUGAAGGAGAGGACAGUCUAAAGAAGAUGCAGUUGAUGGAGCUGGCCAUUCUCAAUGGAACCUACAGAGACGCCAACAUCAAGCAACCCACUAUGGCUUUCUCCCUAGCCUCCUCUCAGCAGCCUCGGCUCAUCUCCAGUCCCUCCCCUGUUAUGCAGCAGGCUAUGAGAAACCCCGCCCCUGUUCAGCAGCCCAAUCUCAUGCCUCACCUGAUUCGUCAGAUCCAGAGUCAGCAGGCCCUCAUGCAAGGAGCCAAUCAGCAUGCAGGACUGAUGCAGCAAUCACCUGAAUCAGGAGGAUUCUUCUACGCUCCCUACGAAUAUUCCCCCUACACCCUAACCCCAUCUAUACUAGAAUACCCCAUGGACACUAGUGGAGUAUUAGGAGCGAUGACGGCUAAGGUGCAACGCCACAAUAUGAGGGUCCAUCCUUACCAAAGAGUAGUGAACACCGACAGAGCUGCCACAGCGACUAACCCUUGACCUCUGUACCCACUGAUGACCCGCCCAUCUCCGCCUGUGGCUUGCUCGUUGCCAUGCUCUGGACAACAGCCACGCCCCCCCCCCUCCCCCCCAACCCCCCCCAGGAGUCACCUCUGCCAAACCAACCAGAGACCAGCGCCAUGGUAGUGACCCUUCAGGACCCAAUCAGGACCCAGUCACCAGCCAUGCCCACCCAAACACCACACUUUCAAGCCAUGUGCUCCUUCUAUAGGAACCACUACAUCAAAACCACCCAAUCACAACCCCCCCAACCAAACCCCAGCCAUGCUCUCUGCACGGGUCAGAUAACCAAUCUCUAUACCUUGCCCUGCAUUGAGUCGAUUGGAAGCUAUAGUAUUAUAAUAAUAAAAUAAUAAUAACAGUUAUAUGUAUGAUCAUAACAUAUUCAUGCCCAAUAAGCUAGUCUGACUGUCCCUGUUCUCAAACCCUCAGCGGGGGUCUUGAGAAACCGGAAGCAUCUCGUUUUUCGGGGUGGGGGGAGCAGAGAAGAGGCAAAGCCUACAAAAACGGAUGCUUACGGUUUCUGCCGACCCACUAAGUGUUUUUUUUCACGCCUGCAACAUGAGGUUACUGUCAAACAAAAUGUUACUCCGAUCUGGUUUAAUAUGUCACACCAGUUUCACACGAUGUCCUUUCUAAGACUAGGCUUUUCCACCAUGCCUGCCUUUCUACAGUGACCUGAGUCUAUCUAACGGGUACCGAUCACACUUCUCCAGGUGCUACAGAGCGAAGAGUCUCAACCAUAGCGUUUGCUUUACCAAUACAGUAUUAUAUACAUCUGGAGAACAACGUGCCUUUAUUUAUUCCAAUAGAGAGAGAUGUCACAGACCAGAGCAGCCUUUUUUUAUGAUGGGUUUAUAUUCUCCAUGAAACAUGUCUCAACAAAAGUGAAAGAGAUGUGGUGUAUUAUAAAGGAACCAACUCAAUGUUGUGGUUUCCCAUAAGCCCUACAUAUGUCUUUUGGAUUUAGAAUGAAGUGCCAAAACAGGUCACUAUCUUCCGUUAGUAUAGUAGGACCUCCUCAGAACAGUGUUAGUUUUGUGUGUUUUCUUUUCUUUUGGGGGGAAAUGACGUGUAUACUUGUGUGUCUGCCUGGAGAACACACCCUAUUGUAUAGUGUUGUGUUAUUAGAUAUGUGCGUUACAUACCUGAGCUCCUAACUCUCCUCUUGGCCAAGCAGUUGUUUUUACUCCACACAAACCAUCUCAUUCAAGACAAAACAUCUGUUUAUAAUGUAUUUUUAUAUGACAUUUUUUGUAUGUGAGAAAUAACAUUAAAUUAUGUUUUCUGGAAAGAACAGUAUGCCUUACUAUGGAGAUUUAUCUGAUUCAGUUUAAGAGCAAACUUUGCCUCCAACCAAUGUGCCAUUCACCAAGUGUCCGGAGAGUUUUUCAAGUUCUGAUAUACUGGAAACCUUGAGGUAUUCUGGAAAAUUGUUGUCUAUCAAGUUAAUCUCAGUGUUGCUUACCUUCUGGGCCUUCUCUAUGUCGAGAGUCGUUAUUAACUGUAGUACUGUAUAUUAAUCUACUCUUUGUAUUAACUGACCAGUCCUGUACCGUUAACCUCUCUACUCAUGCCUCUGCCUUGGUUUCUUUAAAACAUAAACUGUGUGAAUCUGAGAAUUAAAAAAGUGUGUUGUUGAUGUUUAACUUUUUAAAAACUGGUAAAAAAAAACAACAACAAUAACUCUUUGUACUGAAAAACAAAAACAUGAUUAAACUGGUAGUUGUAAAAAAAAACUAACAAACUUUGUCGCUGUUUCUCUGAAGCUUCUAAAGUUUCCAGUGAGCUUCCUUUCUGCAUACUAAUCUUAAACACUGCAGAUACCUUUUGGAAUGCACUGAAAUUAUUUAGAAAUACAAUACACUAGACAUACACUUGGUCCCCCUCUGCUCUGUCUCUCUCCAACUCCAACAGUCUGAAGCAAAUCAAUUGUGCAUCCUACCCGUACACACUCACUCAUACCUAUCCACACACAAAAACAUGCACACACA
Molecule: messenger RNA, 3397 nt
Organism: Oncorhynchus keta (chum salmon)
Lineage: Eukaryota; Metazoa; Chordata; Actinopteri; Salmoniformes; Salmonidae
Product: protein quaking-B-like
Exons: 9
Coding region: 339-1382 (347 amino acids)
Biological process (GO): regulation of mRNA splicing, via spliceosome
Cellular component (GO): nucleus
Molecular function (GO): mRNA binding
Source: RefSeq, a predicted model, not a curated record